CCACAAAGUCACCCACCCUGCUUUCGUCGUCGUGUGGCGCUGUGAGAUCGUCGCAGUCGCGUCGUCGCUCAUCCACGCUGCUCUUGACGGCACUGGUGGCAUGGCCAGCACCCCGCUCCCGUCUCACUCAUCCCCUGUCAAUUCCUUGAUUCGUCUUCGUUUGGCCGAUACACCGAUUCUUCUGAUGUAGGUUUCCGAAUCCCCGCACCAAAUGCAGGUCUCCUUCGCAGCUUUUGACAGUGUGCCGAGUGUGUCCGGUGAGGUUUGGCUUCUGCUUUCAUUCGGGGAUCGGGAUAAUGGUGUCGUCGUAUUGAGCGUAAUCCUCCGACUAGGGGUUGGGAUUCAGGAUACAAGGUUUUAGGGUUUAGGGUUGUAGGUUUAGAGAGCGAGGAAGGAUGCAGGGUGUGAGGAGAGUGGUUAGAUUAGUGCGCAUUCCACCCUUGCGGGAGUUUCAGCUUGUUGGGCAUAAUGCUUGUGUACGUGAAGCUGAACUCGCCCAGAAUGGUGGUGAGCCCCUUCGAUCUGCUGGACAUGUUUCGGAAUUUCGAGCAAUUGGCUCUUCCAUGGCAGCUGGUUUAUUUGUGAAAGUGUUUCAAUUGCAUGGCUGUGAGAGCAAGUCGCAAGUCAGGGGCUUUUGCACCCAGAGUGCAUUGCAGGAAGGUCAUGUGCGGAAGACGAGGCCUAGCGGGGAUCCCCAGAAGCUGUACGGAGAGAUUGUGGCAUUGAUGGAAAAGAAGGUGAUGCCGCAUCCGCACCAAUUGAUGGAACUGAUACGCUCUUCCUCCAGUGCCUCAGAGGUGGCAUUCGCCAUGGACGCUGCAGAUCGAUUGCGGUCGCUUAGGAUGAUGGAGAAGGGUGAGAAGGGAGUAAGCCAUAACAAGGAGGUGACACACAUGAUGGUGGCUGCAUGUCUUCGAGCGGGUGAUAAGCAGAAUGCUUUGAAGUUGCUGUGGAGAAAGAAUCCGUCUGGUUUCACCUCCAGCAUUGGUACCGCACAUUUGCUCCUCAAGCAUGCCAAGUUCCACAAAGAUGUGAAAUUCAUGCGACAAAUUUUGCGUGCCAUGAAAGCUAAUGACGUCACACCGACGGCGACCACAGCAGACAUUAUUCUGCGGCUGUGCAAGGAGAGUGGGGAAAUAGAUUUGAUGUUCUCCCUUGCGAGAGACUAUAACAAGGUAGGUCUUACCUUUUAUGAGUCUCUCUUUGAUGUUCUAAUCUCAAGUGCCGCCAAUGCUGGAGAUAUGAAAUUGGUUCAUGAGAUUCAGAGAUGGCGAGACAAACAAGGCUUGGUGCAUACAACCGCCAGUGCUGUAUCUAUGGCUAAGGCGCUGGUUCUAGAGGGCAAGCCCAAGGAGGCCGCGAAGCUGAUAAAUGAACACUGUCCCGAUGACCGCAAUAAUCUCACAAAGGAUGAAACACUGAGAGAGAAACGAGACAGAUACUUGGGCAUUUUAGUGAAGGUGUGGCCUCUCCAGCUCGUCACUGCGCUCAAAAUCGAGGCGAAAGAGGAAUAUUUGAGGAAGCUUAAGGUAGAUGUAGCUUGUAUGUUCGACGCUCUGAAGGACUUGGGUCUGACAAUUGAGGGAAUAGAUGUCGGUGAAAAUUUUGCACAAGGCAAAGGUAGCAAUAGCGCUGCACAGAAGGAGGUAAAGAAUGCUGAGGAGCUUCUACAAGGAAUCGGGGACCUGUAAUCUGACUUUUAGUAACAACGAGGUUACUCAGCGUUUAAAUUGUAUGAGUCUAUGAUACCAUCGAUGGUGAUCAUAAUGAGAAGACUUAUACAUGAACCACAUGACCAAAUUUUUAAAUACACAACCGAAAUGAAGAUAUUUGAUGCAGUUGCAGCAUGGGCUUCACAAUCUUGCAUAUACCUGCUGAUUACGUUUAUGCUGGAGAGUGAUGGAACGCCGGCAUGAAAACUCAUCUGAAAGGUGGGUUUCCACGAGAAGAUGGUGCCUCGAUUCCUCUGACAACAAAAUGGUCUACUCGUGUGGAGUAGAUUGCUGCAUACUCGUGCUCUACUUCCAGAGUUGUCAUGUAAAUUGGACAACAUUCGAUGACUUCACAAAGGUUUGUGCUUAAUUUCUUCAGUGAUAGGCUGCACAGAUUGGUCAGUGUUGAUUGGUUUCAUCACUAUGACAGGGAACUCUAGACCCCUUUGUGGGUGUGCCGUAGUCUAGAGCUGGCCUUCAGAUGUUACAGCCUUUUCAGACGCUGUGAAUCGUGCUCAGAAGGGCAUGCGAAGUGGAUAACUAUUUUUUAAUGUAAAUUAAGGUUAUGAGUGUUACCCAUGA
Molecule: messenger RNA, 2294 nt
Organism: Physcomitrium patens
Lineage: Eukaryota; Viridiplantae; Streptophyta; Bryopsida; Funariales; Funariaceae
Molecular function (GO): protein binding
Source: RefSeq, a predicted model, not a curated record